AUGGCUCCCAAGUUUCGGUUCGACUCUUCCCGCGUGCACAAUGAGGUGUGGUCGCGCACGCGCGGCUUCACCGAGCAGCAGAAGGCUGCGUUUACCGCGGGCUGUGCGCGCAGGACGAUGGGCCUUUACAAGGCGUGGGAGCCGUCCGGUGAAGCUUUCUCCAUCCUCGAACGCGGUUUGCAACUUGUCUGGUGUGCUGCAGGCGGCCACGCGAUCACCCCUGAGCUUGCAUCCGCGGCGAAUUGCGAGCUUGAGGCGCUGCUGUUAGAUGAGGAUGAUGACGACUGGACAGGGAAGAGUUCAGUUCUCGAUAGUGCGGCAAUCGCUGUCAUGCGCUCGAUCGACGUUGCGUUGGGGGCGGAGUUCCAAUACAUGGAAUGGUGUGUCAGUCAGCUUCUCGACUCUGCCUACUUCAUCGUUAACGAGGCAAGCGACUCCUCAGACUACGUCCUCGACCCGGAAGCUUGGCCAUUCUUCGCCCAAGUGCUGAGUGUUCUCUGGCAGGACCUCGACGCGCUUUCUGGGGAUUGUGAUCUCCACAGAGAGUUUCUCGCCACUUACCAAUCUCGGGUCGAGCAGGAGUCUGCACAGAUGGCCUCCGAAGCGAGGGCGCUCCUUGACGCUUGA
Sporisorium graminicola is the source of this 627-nucleotide messenger RNA. RefSeq lists its product as uncharacterized. Bases 1 to 627 code for a protein of 208 amino acids. The transcript has a single exon. The record is from RefSeq and is a predicted model, not a curated record. Lineage: Eukaryota; Fungi; Basidiomycota; Ustilaginomycetes; Ustilaginales; Ustilaginaceae.